CAGACUUUCCAAAUAAAACGGAUCCAGCUGUGUGAGGCUGUGCUUCUCCAUGAGUCACACUGCUCUGCUGCUCAGUAAACAAGCAGACAAAGAGAGAGAAGGAAAGAUGUCCGGUAUCAUGCUGCUGUUGGUAUCUUUGAGUUUGUGCUUGUGUCCGACCGACGGCGCAGCACGGAGCGGGAAAGUGAUCCAGCGGGACACCCUGGAGCGGGGCCCGGUCAGUCUGAACGACAUGUUCCGCGAGUUGGAGGAGUUGAUGGAGGACACCCAGCACAUACUGGAGGAGACUGUGGACCAGAUAACUACUGAGAGUGCUAAAUCAUCUUUAACGUCACUGGAUCUGCGUACCAACUACAACAAUGGGACAAAAAAGAUGGUAAAGGAUGAAGACAGAGCGGCUCAGGUCCUAGUUAAAGCUAAAAAGGAGACUAAUAAUAAAACAGGAGAGAUUCAUCUUUCACACAUCCAUAUGGAGAUGUCUGGCUUUUCCAACAUUGUGGAACACGAAUGCAUGGUGGAUGAGGACUGUGGUGACCUGAAAUACUGCCUGUAUGAGAUCGAAAACUCCAGGUGCCUCCCAUGCAUACCAACGGAUAUGCCCUGUACUAAGGAUGAAGAGUGUUGCUCAGAUCAGAUGUGUGUGUGGGGGCAGUGUACAGUCAAUGCCACCAAAGGAACAGAGGGAACUAUCUGUCAGGAUCAGAGUGACUGCAGGCCCGACCUCUGCUGUGCCUUUCAACGAGAGCUGUUGUUUCCAGUGUGUAAUCCCAAACCAGAGAAGGGGGAGUCCUGUCUGAGCCACCCCAACCUGCUGAUGGACAUGCUGGCCUGGAACGAGGAGGGCCCCCGUGACCACUGCCCCUGUGCUGACAACCUCCAGUGCCAACCUCAUGGACGUGGAUCUGUUUGUGGAGAGUAAUACUGGAGAUGGAGAGAGCAUGAGAAAGUUUCACAUAACCCCAUCCAGGAGCUAUACUACCACAUUUUCUGAGCAUUCACCAAAGAAGGGCCCACCUGUUAAUCAACAGUUUAUAAAAGAUUAGAAAGUUGCUUCAGCACUGGACUUGCACUGUAUUAUUUAUGCCCUAUGACCAAUGUGUAUUAUAUAUCAUGAAGCAAAUAAAAGACUUAUUUUUAGUUUUGACUGAGAA
Messenger RNA from Perca flavescens (yellow perch), 1151 nucleotides. It is a transcript of the gene dkk3b, whose product is annotated as dickkopf WNT signaling pathway inhibitor 3b. NCBI's taxonomy places the organism in Eukaryota, Metazoa, Chordata, Actinopteri, Perciformes, Percidae. Gene Ontology annotation, cellular component: extracellular region. The record is from RefSeq and is a predicted model, not a curated record. Gene Ontology annotation, biological process: multicellular organism development; negative regulation of canonical Wnt signaling pathway. Gene Ontology annotation, molecular function: receptor antagonist activity; co-receptor binding. The transcript is spliced from 7 exons. Bases 50 to 919 code for a protein of 289 amino acids.